Messenger RNA from Pyrus x bretschneideri (Chinese white pear), 2737 nucleotides. RefSeq lists its product as uncharacterized. Bases 16 to 2307 code for a protein of 763 amino acids. The record is from RefSeq and is a predicted model, not a curated record. Gene Ontology annotation, molecular function: protein binding. Lineage: Eukaryota; Viridiplantae; Streptophyta; Magnoliopsida; Rosales; Rosaceae. The transcript has 9 exons.
GAGAGGGCACCAAAAAUGGGUAAGGUAGUGGAGAGGAAGAAGAAGAAAGGACGGCCCUCUCUUUUGGAUCUUCAAAAACGGACUCUCAGAGAGCAGCAGGAGCAAUUGCAACAGCAGCAGAAGCGAAAGCCCAACCCUGCCCCUCGUUCCAACCCUAAUUACAGGACUUCCCCUGCCGACUCCGCCCGCGCUUCCCUCCGUCGAUCCACCCGCCGCAACCCUGACCCCGACGGUAAUUCAAACGACGAGGAGGAGGAUGAAGACGAAGACGAAGACGCUUCGGCCGGGAAGCGCCGCGAGAAAAAACUCAAGCUGGUCCUCAAAUUGCCCCCCAACAAUCAGAAGUCGUCGGCCAAUUCCGCCACUCGGAACUCCCACGGCGGCGGCUCCGAGUCCAAUGACGACGACGACGGCGACUACAGAACCGACCGGAAGCGCAAGAUCAAUGCGAUCGGCGAUGGAUCUGGUCUCGCUCACCCUCAAAAGGGUGAGAAAUCAAUUCCUGCUGCAAACCCACCAAGCAGCCUCCAAGGAGGGGCUACAACGUUGGACCCUGGACCCUCUACCCCUUUGCCUGAUAAAAAGUUGCUGCUGUUCGUUCUUGACAGGCUCCAAAAGAAGGACACGUAUGGAGUGUUUUCUGAACCAGUGGACCCCAAAGAGCUUCCGGACUACCAUGAAGUAAUAGAGCACCCUAUGGAUUUCGGGACGGUGAAGAAGAAACUUACGAGUGGAGUGUAUUCCAGUUUGGAACAGUUUGAGGAUGAUAUUUUCUUAAUCUGCUCCAAUGCGAUGCAGUACAAUGCCCCAGAUACCAUAUAUUUUCGACAGGCACGCUCAAUACAAGAGCUUGCGAAAAAGAAUUUUGAAAAUUUGAGGCAAGACAGUGAUGAUAAUGAAUCAGGACCAAAGGUCGUUAGAAGAGGUAGACCUCCAACAAAAAAUUUGCAUAAAAAACUGGGCAGGCCUUCCUUGGACCGUGCUGGUUCAGAGUUCUCAAAUGCCACUCUUGCUACUGGGGCUGAAAAUGCCACAUUGGAUCAUAAAAAAGGAUCUCAUCUUUCAGACAAGUCUGGUUUGACAGGUUCACGGAAUAAUGAUGUUUAUACUAAUUGGUUGACGGAUAACAAGUUUGAGAGGAAUGAUGACGUCACAGGUUCCACGAAGGCUAAUUCGAAGCUAGGGAAAAAACAUUUUGUGUUUGAUGAGAACAGGCGUAAUACAUAUAAUCAAUCUCAUCCUUCAGCCAGUGGACAAGAGUCAUCUGUAUUGACUACAUUCGACGGAGAAAGGAAACAGCUAAUGGCUGUAGGGCUUCACUCGGACUAUGGUUAUGCAAGGAGCCUGGCUCGAUUUGCUGCAAAUCAUGGACCUGUUGCGUGGAACAUUGCUGCAAAAAAGAUUGAAAGGUCUUUACCCCCUGGUGUUAAGUUUGGCCCAGGGUGGAUUGGAGAAAAUGACGUUGCGCCAAAUAGGCCACUGCAAUUAGCCGCAGCCUCACUAGGUCAGCCACCUUCAUCAGAGCCCUUUCCUAUUCGUCCAAAUGCAUCUUCUGCUGCAACAUCAUGCUCUGUUGAGUCUAAUGGAGAUAAAUUGUCAGAGAAGCCAUCGGGACAUAACUCGUCAGAGAAGCAUGUGCCUUCUAUUCCUUCAGCAAAUACAAGCAGUCCUCUUCCUCUGUCUGCUACUACCUCAUCACCCCCCAUUGUUGCUAAUAAAUCUCCUGAACCCCUCCCUGGAAAAGUAGAAACUGCUGAAGGAUCAAACGCUCAUACUGGGUUUAAUAUGCCGAGCAGCAAUCUUGGUGUAAUGAGACCGAGGCCUCCAUUUCAGAUGCAUCAGAAUUCCGUAUUCCAACCUGGGAUCAACGGAUUUAACGGCACAUACGGAUUAAACAUUCGUGCUCAGAUGGGAAAGCCAGUUGGAGUGGCCAGGCCCGGUGGUUUUAACUUCCAGCCAUCUCAAAUGCUCGACGCAGUCUCUAGGACUAACGCUAACUUCCAUCCAGCUACUUCAAACAGCUUAACUUCAGAAGAAACUAAACUCUCCAAAACUCCAGGUAUAAUAAGCUCUUCCAGUUCAUUUCCAAAUUCAGUGAAUGAGGCAACGGCAGCACGGACAAUGGGGACUCUUCCUCGGCCAUCUUGGCAAGGGUUGUCACAACAGCAGAAACCCAAUUCAGCAUUGACGCCACAACAAAAGCCCGACUCAGUUCCACCAGACCUGAAUGUCAGGUUCCAGUCCCCAGGGUCCCCUAGUUCUAGCCGGGCUGAUUCAGCGCAGCCGGAUUUAGCAUUGCAGCUGUGAGAUUAAUCCAUUUUUUUCCUCCCCCAUUACGAUUCUCCUUCGAUUAAGUUAACCAAUAGAAUGGUGAGUGAUUCAAGUUGCUCCUUCUAGCGAUGAGACCGUAGGUGGUCUCUCUGCGUCGUCGAGCGCAUCCCCCCUCGACUGUAAUGUAAAGGGGUAGAUUGUUCUUGUACAGUAUUAAUGUAUCCUAAUGCUAAUUGUUCGGGGGCAAAAGUAAAAGAAAAAGUUUGAUUUGUGAGGUUAGAAAGAAACCAUGAUGUAGGCAGGGUUUAGGAUGUUUGUCUGAAGAUGAUGUACUGACUAUUCUUAAACUUAGAAAAUCCUUGUGUAAUCCUGCAAGGAGUGUAAUCUCUGAUGAUAAUAUUGUUAUUUCACACAUUUGGAAUUUUUGUUAUUAGCCUGGAGAAAUAAAGUUUGCUUGAGAUUGUAA